AUGUCACUUAGAAAUAGAAAAAGUGUGGCGUGGGAAUUCUUUGUAAAAAACGACGAUAAAACCAAAGUAGUAUGCAAAUUAUGCUCUUGCGAAUAUAAAUACAUAGGGAACACUACGUCAUUAAUAAAUCAUAUAAAGAAAAAACAUAUAGUUCAGUACAGUGAAGUGAUUGGACAAAAUUUAACAAGUGAGAGAAUAGAGAAUAAUGCACCCGAACAGAGUUCCAGAACCUCAUUGAUGAAUAGAACAGAUUCUCAUCAAAACAAUACCGUUUUAGCACCAUCGCAUAUACAUAAUGUCAGAGCAUUCAAUGAACCCGUUCCGAAGCGCCCAAAACAAAUGCGUUUAACUGUAUCUACAAAAAUGAACCAAAAAAUUGGUGACGAUGCAUUAUUGGACAUGAUUGUGGUAGAUAUGCAACCACUGGGAAUAGUUGAAAACGAAGGUUUUACAAAAUAUACAAACAAAUUAAACCCGGAUUAUAUAUUGCCAUCGCGAAAAAAAAUAGCUCAGAUGCUGGAAGACAAAUACAAAAUAUGCAGUUUAGAAGUAAAAGAGAAGUUACAAGGUGUAGAGUAUAUAGCUCUGACAACAGAUAUAUGGAGUUCCGAUAGUCAAAAAAGCUUUAUAAGUGUAACUGCACAUUUUAUAAAAGAUGUAAAAUUGCAUUCUAUAGUAAUUUCAACGACUGAACUGUCUGAACAUCAUACAUCAUUAAAUAUUGCAAAUGCUUUGCGAACAAUAUUAUUAGAUUGGGAAAUUUUUGAUAAAAUAGUAACCAUUGUAACUGAUAAUGCUGCUAAUAUGAAAAAAGCAGUCAAAGAUUUCCUAAACAAAAGAAAUCACUUUUGUGUUGCUCACACCUUAAAUCUUGUCGUAAAAGACUGCAUUAGCAAUGAAAAUGACCGAAAUUCUGAUUUAAAAAAUGCCGCAGUGUUGGAUGUUAUAUUAAAAAGUCGUGCAAUAGUGACCCACUUUAAACAGAGUAUAAAAUCGUCUAAUACACUGAGAUAUAUGCAGAGACAAAUGAACUUAGAUAUUAUCAAACUUAAGCAAGACGUACAAACAAGGUGGAAUUCGACAUAUUUAAUGUUUGAUAGAUUAUUGAGAGUCAAAGUUCCUCUAUCCGCGACUUUACCACUGCUUGACUCACCCCCAUCAGGCUUAACAUCAUCUGAAUGGUUAAUUUUAGAAGAUUGUGUGGCAAUUUUACAGCCAAUAGAAAAAAUCUCCACCGCAUUAUGUGGGGAAUCAUAUCCGACGCUGUCAUGCAUUAUUCCUCUAGUUAGAGGACUACAAAAUUCUUUAAUUAAGAAGACUCCAACGACUGAACCUGGAAAACACCUACAGCGAUCGUUACUUGAAACUGUAGACAAAAGAUUAGGUGUUUAUGAAGUUAACCGGACUGUAUCAAUGGCCACCAUUCUAGAUCCUCGUUUAAAAAAAAAGGCAUUUGGAACGGACAGUGCUGCAGAAAAUGCGGUUAAAUAUGUAUUGGAUGAACUGGCACAAUUUCAACAAGUUCAUGAGCAAAUACCAGAACCAGCCGUAGUGUCGACAUCUGGAACUUCAGCUAAAGACGAUGACGACGAUAUAUGGGAGCAUUUUGACAAGAAAAUAAGUGACACUGUCAUGCAACAGACAACAAUCUCCUCUGCUACCAUGGUUUUAACACAAUAUCUAGAUUUGCCAUAUCUAGAUAGAAAGCAAGACCCACUACAUUUUUGGAGGCAAAGGGAACACAUAUUUCCUUCCCUAUGUCGAAUGGCAUAUAAAUAUUUAUGCAUUCCUGCUACCUCUGUGCCAUCAGAACGCCUUUUUUCUAAAGCUGGAUUACUUACUAAUCAAAGAAGAAACAGACUCAUGCCAAAAAAAGUUGACCAACUAUUAUUUUUAAACUCUUUCUGUACUGAAAAAAGGACAUAUUGA
Diabrotica balteata is the source of this 1929-nucleotide messenger RNA. Lineage: Eukaryota; Metazoa; Arthropoda; Insecta; Coleoptera; Chrysomelidae. The record is from the annotation of a GenBank genome assembly.